AUAUAAUUUUUUUUACGGGGACAACCCUCGGAUAGGGGGGGGACAUGUCUCCUCCGUCCCCCCCGGGAUUUACGCCCAUGGACAGGAGGAUUAAAGAACAUGAUCUCAGCUAAUGAAACAAACUUCUUGUAUUUUUUUUCCAUAAGUAGAAACAAAUGGGUGAAACACAGAGGGAAUUUCAGCAGACAAUUCAGAUGAGGGAGAAGGAGCUGCAGGAGCUGAGAGAGGCUGUGGGCUCAUUCACAAGUUCAGCACAGUCAGCAGUGGAGGACAGCGAGAGGAUCUUCACUGAGAUGAUCCGCUCCAUUGAGAGAAGACGCUCUGAGGUGACAAAGCUGAUCAGAGAUCAAGAGAAGGCUGCAGUGAGUCAGGCUGAAGGAGAUAUGGAGAGACUGAAGCAGGAUAUUGAUGAACUGAAGAGGAGACACUCUGAGCUGGAGCAGCUUUCGCACACAGAGGAUCACAUCCAUGUCCUCCAGAUGUGCCAGGGUCUGCCUGUCACUCCUGAUCCCGGAUUUGGACCCAGAAUCUCUGCCAGUCCACACUAUUAUUUUGAAAAUGUGAAGAAGGUGUUUUCUGAACUGAAGGAUGAACUGGAGAAUGUUUGUGAAAAGAAAACAGCAGAGAUCCAUCAAACAGUUGCCAAAGACGCCUUCCUACCAGUAUUAGUGCCCAGGACCAGAGCAGAAUUCUUACAAUAUUCCUGUCAACUCACUCUGGACCCCAACACAGCAAACAGACACCUCCAUCUGUCUGAGGGGAACAGAGUGGUGACAUGGAAGGAAGAGACACAGUCAUAUCCUGAUCACCAGGAGAGGUUUGACUCACUCUGUUAUGUGCUGUGUACGGAGGGUCUGACUGGGCGCUGCUACUGGGAAGUUGAGUGGAGCGGGGAUGAGGUUGGUAUAGCCGUCACAUAUAAAGGGAUCAGCAGGAAAGGAGGGAAUAAUUCCAGCAAGAUUGGAUUCAAUAGCAAGUCCUGGCGUUUGUGCUGCUCAACCUCCAGUUUCUCAUUCCUGCACAAUAAUAAGAAGAGUGCGGUAUCUGGCCCCCCCUCCCCCAGGAUAGGAGUGUACCUGGAUCACAGGGCAGGAACUCUGUCCUUCUACAGCGUCUCUGACACAGUGACCCUCCUGCACAGGGUCCAGGCCACGUUCACUGAGCCCCUCUAUCCUGGGUUUCGGCUUUAUAAAAGUACAGCCAAACUGUACUAAGUAAGCUAACAAACGUCUCUUUAAAUUUGAAGUAUUUAACCAUUUGUGUGAAAAGCUGAAAUAAUGAAUAUGAAAAUAAAUACAAUAAAAGUACAAUUUACAGAU
Molecule: messenger RNA, 1319 nt
Organism: Paramormyrops kingsleyae
Lineage: Eukaryota; Metazoa; Chordata; Actinopteri; Osteoglossiformes; Mormyridae
Source: RefSeq, a predicted model, not a curated record